Molecule: messenger RNA, 1977 nt
Organism: Beta vulgaris subsp. vulgaris (sugar beet)
Lineage: Eukaryota; Viridiplantae; Streptophyta; Magnoliopsida; Caryophyllales; Amaranthaceae
Product: 6,7,8-trihydroxycoumarin synthase
Exons: 3
Coding region: 213-1715 (500 amino acids)
Molecular function (GO): heme binding; iron ion binding; oxidoreductase activity, acting on paired donors, with incorporation or reduction of molecular oxygen
Source: RefSeq, a predicted model, not a curated record
CCUUGUUUGAUCCUACGGAGAUAUUUUAUGUUACUACCGUACGACUCUCAUAUAUUGUCCACAAAUUAUAUGGUAUAUCGUCCAAAAUCGCCUUGUCUGAUCCUAUGCACUUCACACACUGCUUAUAUGCCACUCUAUGUCUAUAUGAUAUAGCAUUACCCUUGCUAUUGCAGUUCAUGCAAUAUGCCCAAACAAAACCUUAAAUAGACGACAUGUUGUUCAUCCUUUUCUUCGUCGCAAUUCUUACAGUAUUUUUCCUUCGGCAAAACCACAGAAAAAAUGAGCCAUUUCAUCCUCCACCUGGACCUAAAGGAUUACCCUUCAUUGGAAACCUACACCAGUUCGACGCCUCGAAACCUCACGUCUACUUUACAGAGCUAGGAAAGAUCCAUGGCCCGAUCUUCAGCUUGCGAUUCGGAAGCAAACAAGUGGUUGUAGUCCAAUCAGCGAAGCUAGCGAAGGAGGUUCUCCAAACACAGGACCGCAACUUUUGUGGUAGACCAUCAAUGGUUGGAAUUCAAAAGCUAAGUUAUAAUGGUUUAGACAUAGCUUUUGCCCCAUAUGGUGAGUAUCAAAAGAAGAUAAAGAAAAUAAGUGUUGUUCAUUUAUUUAGCUCUAAGAGAGUGGAGUCUUUUGCUCCUAUACGUGAAGAAGAAGUUUCAAGGAUGAUUGAAAAAAUCUCCUUCCUAUCUUCAACUUCACAAAUCAUUAAUUUGUCUGAUUUGCUAUCGAGUUUUGCAAGAUCGAACAUAUGUCGCGUUGCUUUUGGCAAGAGGUACAAGGAUGAUGAAGGUUCAAGUAGUAAAUUUGAUAGCCUCAUAAGAGAAGCAGAAGCCUUAUUCACAAGCCUCUUCAUUAGUGAUUAUUUUCCUUAUUUUGGCUGGCUUGAUAAGUUAACUGGACAAUUCUCUAGACUUGAGAAGACAUGUAAAGAUUUGGAUGAUUUUUAUGAAGAAAUCAUAAAUGACCAUCUUGAGCCUAACAAGUCUAAUUCUGAGCGAGAGGAUAUUGUUGACGUUCUACUCCAACUCAUGAAAGACCGUUCUUUAGAGCUGACUCUGGACCACGUCAAAGCAGUGUUAAUGAUUAUAUUUAUAGCUGGAGCAGAUACAAGUUCAGCCAUGGUGAUAUGGACAAUGACGGAACUAAUGAAGAAUCCACAUUCAAUGAAAAAAGUACAAGAUGAGCUUCGAGAGGCCAUUCAAAAUAAGGUUUCCAUCAAUAACAACGACCUCGUGAAACUUGAAUACUUCAAAGCAGUGGUGAAGGAAACAUUUAGGCUACAACCUGCAACACCAUUACUAGUUGUGCAUGAAACAAUCCGUAAAAGCACAAUAGAAGGAUAUGAUAUUCUACCCAAAACGUUAGUGUAUGUGAAUGCAUGGGCUAUUGGAAGAGAUCCUAAUUCUUGGAAAGAACCAGAAAAUUUCAUGCCAGAAAGAUUUUUGGGAAGUUCAAUAGACUUUAAAGGAAACGACUUUGAAUUAAUUCCUUUUGGAGCAGGGAGAAGGAUAUGCCCCGGGAUGAAUCUUGGUGUUGCUAGUUAUGAACUUGCACUCGCCAAUUUGUUGUACUAUUUUGAUUGGGAACUGCCAAGUGGUUUAAGGAAGGAAGACAUUGACAUUGAUCCACUCCCAGGCAUCACUAUGCAUAAGAAAAAUCCACUUUGUCUUUUGGCCAAAAAAACAAAUAUAUAUAACUAUAUGAUAAGCUAGUAACUUUUGUUGACUAUACUUCAAGAUGCUUGCUGAUAUUGUAUUAGAAAUUAUUGAGGCAGUGGAGUAGUGCAGUGCCAUUAUUCUAGGAGCAUGUUUAGUUUGUCUGGAGUUUGUUUAAAGCAGCAUUGUUAUUGUAGCUAUUAUAUAGUUAAGUCGUUUCUUGUAAGCUUAUGUAAAGCCUUAUACAUGAGAUGAUUUACUGUAAUUUUCUCUUUAUUCUUUCUAUAAGAUUAUAAACGAACAACAUUUUGAAUCAAAA